Molecule: messenger RNA, 2221 nt
Organism: Salvia splendens (bonfire salvia)
Lineage: Eukaryota; Viridiplantae; Streptophyta; Magnoliopsida; Lamiales; Lamiaceae
Product: vacuolar-processing enzyme-like
Exons: 9
Coding region: 659-2062 (467 amino acids)
Biological process (GO): vacuolar protein processing
Molecular function (GO): cysteine-type endopeptidase activity
Source: RefSeq, a predicted model, not a curated record
UCAUGUUUUCUCAUAGUAUUACUUUUUCUUAGUCACUAUUUCUACUUUCAUUUCAUCUAUAAUUGUAUUAUCCAUUUCAUUCUAUUUCUUAUAAUUUUAGGUUUUGACAAAAUUAUACAUGCAUUCUCCCUCUAUUUCAUGUUACUUGCAUUUUUCUAUUUCAAUUUAUCUCAAACUAUUUACACUAUUUCUAUUUAAAUAAGAAUUAGGAUAAUAUAUUAGAGUUAAUUAAGUAUUUUCUUAUUCAGGGAUAUCUCAUUAUACUUCAAGUACUAAUCAGUAAUUUCAAAUUAAUGAUUGAAAAUGCGAGUGAAUUGGACGGAGGGAGUAUUAUAUUGGUGGCUAGGGUAAAAUUGCAAUUGAUUAUUAUUUAGUUUUUUUUAAUAAGAACUGAAAAAAAUGAGGGUUGUAUUUAGAUAUAGUAGGACCAAAGUGUGACAAUUAAUUGAACCCAUAACUAGAAUAAGAAGGCGUAUAGAAAAACGGUUCACAAGCUGAAAGUAAAUUGAAAAAGCCGCAAGAUGAGGGAAGUAGAGGUGAGCAGUGGGCCCACACGCUGCCGCUGGAACAGGUGUCGCUCCCUUCUUCUGCAUGCCUGAGCACGCCGCUUUUAAUAAGACUACCAAACGCCUACGCCAUUUCAUUUGUGCAUUUCUGGAUGGCUCUUACUCGGAUUUUUGUGCUGUUCAUGUUUAUCUCAGCGGCGGUGGCAAGGCGGCAGAGUGUGUGGGAUCCCAUUAUCCGGCUGCCCACGGAGGAGAAUGCCACCAGGUGGGCGGUGCUUGUAGCGGGUUCUAAUGGCUUUGGAAAUUAUCGCCAUCAGGCUGACGUUUGCCAUGCAUACCAAAUACUCAAAAAAGGAGGCAUCAAAGAUGAGAACAUUAUAGUUUUCAUGUAUGAUGACAUCGCAAUGAAUGAUCUAAAUCCUCGAAAAGGAGUUUUGAUCAAUCACCCAACAGGCGAGGAUGUCUAUGCUGGUGUUCCAAAGGACUAUACCGGUGAGCAAGUCACAACGGAGAAUUUCUAUGCUGUAAUCCUAGGCAACACAAGUGCUGUAACAGGUGGAAGUGGUAAAGUUGUUGACAGUAAACCAGGAGACACGAUAUUUAUCUACUAUUCCGACCAUGGCGGCCCUGGAGUGCUUGGGAUGCCGAAUAUGCCAUAUCUGUAUGGAAAAGAUUUCAUUGACGUUCUAAAGAAGAAGCAUGAAUCUGGCACCUACAAAGAAAUGGUGAUAUAUAUUGAAGCAUGUGAGAGUGGAAGUGUAUUUGAAGGAAUGAUGCCUGAUGAUCUGGACGUCUAUGUGACCACGGCAUCAAAUGCUGAAGAGAGUAGCUGGGGAACUUACUGUCCUGGGAUGGAUCCCCCGCCUCCUCCCGAGUACAUGACAUGUUUGGGAGAUUUGUAUAGCGUUGCUUGGAUGGAAGACAGCGAGUCCCACAACCUCAAACGAGAAACGGUACAGCAACAAUACGAUCAGGUCAAGGAACGAACAUCUAACUACAACACAUACAAUGCUGGAUCUCAUGUUAUGGAAUACGGGAACAAAAGCAUCAAAUCUGAGAAGCUGUAUCUGUUCCAAGGAUUUGAUCCGGCGACUGAGAACCUUCCACCGAAUCAAUUCAAUGCCAAAGCUAACAUGGGUGUUGUCAACCAGAGGGAUGCCGAUAUUCUCUCUCUGUGGGAAAUGUACAACAGGUCGAACGAUGAUACAGAAAAGAAGGCACAACUGCUGAAGCUGAUUACGAGCACGAUGCUGCACCGGAAGCAUCUUGAUGGUAGCUUGGACAUUAUCGGCGUUGUCUUAUUCGGCCCAGCGAAGUCUCCUGCUGUCCUUAAAUCAAGAAGAGGAGGUGGUUUGCCCCUUGUGGAUGACUGGGACUGUUUGAAAUCAAUGGUUCAUGUAUUUGAAGCUGAGUGUGGCCCAUUGGCGCAGUAUGGAAUGAAACACAUGCGAUCAUUUGCGAAUAUUUGUAACGCCGGGGUUUCCGUAAGCAGAAUGGAAGAAGCAUGUAUGGCGGCUUGUGGUGCUACAUCUACCCCGCUGCUGCCUGCUGCGUAAAUAUGUACGAAUUGUGGAAAUUACUGUCGAAGUUGUGCAAUGUGGUGUGUUUAGAUUGUGUUUGUUGCAAGAUACAGGACGAUGAUCAAUGAAUAACAUAAUUUAUAGAUAUGCUAAUGAUUGAGAUAUCAUGAAGGGAUGAUACAUGAUGAGGAGAAA